Molecule: messenger RNA, 2088 nt
Organism: Sinocyclocheilus rhinocerous
Lineage: Eukaryota; Metazoa; Chordata; Actinopteri; Cypriniformes; Cyprinidae
Product: ATP-sensitive inward rectifier potassium channel 12-like
Exons: 3
Coding region: 581-2047 (488 amino acids)
Biological process (GO): regulation of monoatomic ion transmembrane transport; potassium ion import across plasma membrane
Cellular component (GO): plasma membrane
Molecular function (GO): inward rectifier potassium channel activity
Source: RefSeq, a predicted model, not a curated record
ACAACUCAUCAAUGGCCGAGAACACAAGAGCGCCUUCUGAUAUCCAUCAUGUCUGGACUAAUUUGGACUGAAUUUCACUUGACAUCAAUCUGAAGUGAAUAUAAUCGCAGUGACAGGCUCACAUCUUCUUCCUCCUCCUCCUCCUCCGUUAUCCGCCGGUCACCCACAUGAGCGCGAGACCGCUCGGAGAUUACCGCGUGAGGGAAGUCAAAACGGAGAGACCGGAGGGAUUAACCCGCGAAAACUACAAGAAAACACAAGCCGCUGGUAAUGUCGUGUUAAACAUGGGUGUGCUUGGGGAAUAGAAGAAAGAAAGAAAGAAAGAAAGAAAGAAAGAAAGAAAUCAGGACGAGCGAACGGACUGCGCGUUUACCGCCAAAACACCAAGUGACCGCGAGCAGAAGACAAAUUUACGGGAAAAACGUUUACAGAUUAGAUAUUUGCUUUCAUACGUGUGUGACGUACAGUAGAUCCAGGUGUAUUAGGAUGCCAAUCCCCAAUCUUUCUGGGUAAACGGAGAACACUGUUCUGUCGUGUCACUGGAGAAGCACACACACACAAGCUGAAGAUCAAGUACAGCAUGGGAGCCAACAGAGCCAGCAGGUACUGCAUCGUGUCUCCUGAUGAGGAGGGACUGAAGAUCUCCACCCUCGGCCUCCACAACGGCCACGGCUCCGGAUGGCUUCACUCCCCCGGUGGAGAGGCGGGCCCAAGCACGGCAUCAGCGCUGAUGAGGACCGGCUACAAUGGGAAGAUCUCCACAUCUGGCCGAGGCCCACUACGCUCCCGCUUCGUCAAGAAGAACGGCCAGUGCAACGUGGUCUUCGCCCACAUGGACGACAAGCCGCGGCGGUACCUGGCGGACAUCUUCACCACGUGCGUGGACACCCGCUGGCGGUACCUGCUGAUGAUCUUCUGCUCCACCUUCCUGUUCUCCUGGCUCGUGUUUGGCCUGAUCUUCUACAGCGCGUCUUUAGCGCACGGCGACUUCAGUCAAGAUCGCGGAAGCAGCGGAAAGCCGUGGAAACCGUGUUUGCUGCACGUCGAGGGUUUCAUCGGCGCGUUCCUGUUCUCAGUCGAGACCCAAACCACAAUUGGUUACGGCUGGCGCUGCGUGACCGAAGAGUGUCCCGUAGCGAUCGUAACGGUGGUGGUGCAAUCCAUCGUUGGGUGCAUCAUCGACUCCUUCAUGAUUGGCACCAUCAUGGCCAAAAUGGCACGUCCGAAGAAGCGAAACCAAACCUUGCUGUUUUCGCAUAACGCAGUGAUCGCGCUGCGAGACGGGAAGCUGUGUUUAAUGUGGCGUGUUGGGAACCUUCGGCGGAGCCACAUCGUUGAAGCCCAUGUUCGAGCGCAGCUUAUCCGCCCCUACGUGACGGCAGAGGGCGAGUUCAUCCCGCUGGAGCAGACCGAUUUGAAUGUGGGCUACGACGAAGGCACAGACCGCCUGUUCCUGGUGUCGCCGCUAGUAAUCGUGCAUGAAAUCGAUGAGGACUCACCUCUGUGGGGGAUGAGCUGCGCGGAUCUGGAGUCCGAUGAUUUCGAGAUCGUAGUGAUCCUGGAGGGAAUGGUGGAGGCGACGGCAAUGACCACGCAAACGCGUAGCUCGUACCUGUCCCGCGAGAUCCUGUGGGGUCACCGCUUCGAGCCGGUCAUCUUCGAGGACCACGACCGUUACCAGGUGGAUUACGCGCACUUCCACAAGACCUACGAGGUUCCCUCGACGCCCGCCUGCAGCGCUAAGGAGCUGAGCGAACGGACCGGGCGCCGCUCAUCCGGGUCGUCCCGCUCCGUGACACUACUCCCGCCGCACUCACCCAGCGCCUUCUGCUACGAGAACGAGGUGGCGCUGUGCUGCGGAGAGGACGAGGACGAGCUGGAGGUCGCUCCCACAGACUUACAGAAGAUGUUCCAGGAUUCGGCCACAAUGACCUCCAGAAACAACAUGCUCUGUGUGUUAGACAUGGACAACCAGAUCGAGUUUGACAUCCUGCAGACUGCAUUACCACUCGACCCCAUGACUUAUAAGAGCGAAUCAGAGAUAUGACGUUCCCACAAGUACAUGCGUUUAUUUAUACAUAAAUGUAU